Quercus lobata is the source of this 1871-nucleotide messenger RNA. RefSeq names its product probably inactive leucine-rich repeat receptor-like protein kinase At5g48380. NCBI's taxonomy places the organism in Eukaryota, Viridiplantae, Streptophyta, Magnoliopsida, Fagales, Fagaceae. Gene Ontology annotation, biological process: protein phosphorylation. Gene Ontology annotation, molecular function: ATP binding; protein kinase activity. The transcript is spliced from 3 exons. The record is from RefSeq and is a predicted model, not a curated record. The coding region runs from base 66 to 1751 and encodes 561 amino acids.
UUUUACAGUCUAAUUUCCUUUUAUUAUUCCAUCUAAAUCCUGUCAUCUUGUUCGUGUCAAUACUCAUGCUGCGAAUAUCUCAAACCCAAAUGCUUCUUAAUGCAAGAGCUCUGGUUUUGCUCCACAUUCUUGUCUGCUCAUUAUUGCCAGGUACAUUUAGCCUGAGGUCUGGUACCCUGAGUGAUAUCUCUUGCUUGAAAUCAAUUACAGAUUCCUUUGAGGACCCUCUCAAUAGCGUAAAAUCUUCUUGGACUUUCAACAAACUUAAAGAAGGUUCUUUCUGUGGGUAUGUUGGGGUCACUUGUUGGAACUCAUUUAGGGUACGAGGUUUAGAUCUAGCUAACAAGGGGCUCAAGGGCGAGUUCCCUAGGGGCCUUGUGAACUGCAGCGAACUAUUAAUGUUAGACCUUUCAGUGCCAGACUUUGUCAGCAGGGAUACAAUCACGUCUGAGAGCUAUGUAAAUAAUAGUGGACUUUGUGGAGGGCCUUUGGAUUGCUGUAAAAAUGAUGGUGGAUGUUCCUUUGAAGGUUCAUUCAAAAUUGGAUUUAAACUUGGUUUUAUACUGUUUUGCUCUCUUGUAAUAAAUACAUAUAUUUUAUGGUGCGAUCCGGUGAGAAUCGUGACAUCAUAUAAGAAGAAUGAAACGAUGCCCACAAAGACAACAGUGUUGAACUUGGAGGAGCGUAGGAAGAACAAGGGUAAACAAGUUGAUCAAAUUACCCCAUUGCCAACCAAGGGCCUUCAUCAAGAAGAAAUCAUACCGGUUCCAGAGUUGGAGAGACUGGUUAGUAUAAUGAACAUUAUAGAACUUAGUGAGGCAACUGGCAAUUUCAGCAUAGGCAAUGUCAUUGGGUUUGGAAAGAUCGGAAUGAUGUACAAGGGAGUGCUUUCAAAUGGUCGGCCUUCUGCGAUCAAGAGGUUACUUAAUUCUCAAUGUUUUGAGAAACAGUUUAUUUCUGAGCUAUUGGCUCUAGGUAGAUUGAGACACAAUAACAUAGUUCCUCUUUUAGGAUACUGUAUAGAAGGCAAGGAAAAGCUUUUAGUGUACAAAUAUAUAUCGAAUGGUAACCUUUAUGAUUGGCUACAUGUAGCGAAAGGCAAGCAUAAGAUCUUGGAAUGGCCUUUGAGGAUAAAAAUUGCUAUGGGGAUAGUAAGAGGCCUAGUAUGGCUUCACCAUAAAUGCAAUUUCCGAGUGGUCCAUCUUAACUUGUGUUCAAACUCUAUCUUACUUGAUCAGAAUUUUGAGCCCAAGAUAUCGAAUUUCGGUGAGUCAAUAAUAUCAAAUUUUGGUGGGGAAAUGUUCAAGAACCCAAGAGGCAAUAACAUUUUUAUAGGCAGUGAUGUUUGGGAGUUGGGGUAUGUAAAAAAGGAUGUCUACGACUUUGGAAUUUUGCUUCUUGAGCUAAUUAUAGGGAAGGAAUCCAUUGAAAUUAAUAAUUAUGCCAACAAAUCAAAUGAGAAUUUGGUUGAUUGGAUUGCUCAUCUUUUGAACUCUUCUGAUCUCUACAAUGUGAUUGAUGAAUCUUUGAUUGGUAGAGGAUUUGAAGAUGAAAUCUUUGAGUUACUUAGAAUUGCAUAUACUUGUCUUCAGCUCUUUCCUAGUAAAAGGCCGACCACGCUUGAACUAUACAAUACAAUACGUAUUUUUGGGGAAAGAUAUUGCCUCACAAAUGACUCUGAGAUAUUGAGACAAUCUGAAAUUGCCACUGCAAGUACCAUUUGUGAAAUUGUAGAGGUCGAAAUUACAUAGGCCAAUUAUAGCAUGGCAUCCAAACUCCAAAGUGUAAUAUUUACGUAGAGAAAAUCCGUAAUGAAUUUGGGUUUAUGUUUGUUUUCUAUGGUCAUCUACUGCAGUUUGUUUGUUUGUUUG